AUGGAUAAUUAUUGGCAUGUUUAUAAUGUGUUAAAUUUGACGAGUUCAAUCAACUCAACCGAUUGUUCCAUUUUCAAUUCGACUUUUGAUAUUAAGGCUUAUCAUAGAGUCAUAUUCUCAUAUCCAGUGACAUUUGACACUUCAGUUCCAUUUCCUCUUUCUUCUCCUUCAUUUGUGAUUGAGAAUGAUCAAUGGUUUAUGCAGAAAUUAUUUUUUGGAAUCAUUUCUGAUGAGAUAUUGAUGAACAUAUUCUCAAAAUUGGCAAGUCCAAAAUGUUACAGCAGUUAUAACUCUUAUUUGGGUGUAUUCCAUUAUAAUGAUGUCUCAAAAUAUUGGGAUUUGAUUCUGAAAGAUUCCAUGUUAUUCAUUGUGAUUGCAAGUUGUCUCUUGUUUUAUAUUUUAUUGAUCACAAGUUUUAGAAAAAGUUUGGCCAUGAAGAGAAGAUUAUUUGCACCAUUUAUUGGACCAUUUUGCAUGAUGAUCAUUUGUUUGGUUUAUAUUGAACCUAUUUUAAUGUCUCUAUUCAAACAUGUUGGAAAGAAUAUUAUUCCAUUCAUUCCAAUUCCAAAUUUAUUCAUUUCAUUAUUGAGUGCUUCUUAUAUUGUAGUGUCCAUUCGAUUUUAUUAUUUGAGAAAUUUAUAUCAAAUCAGAACAGGAUUAGAUGAAAAGAUGAAGAAUAACAAAAUGAAUAAUAUGAGAAUUUAUCGAAUUUUCGUUCAACCCUAUGUCACUCUCUCAUUGGUGAUCAUUAUCACUUGUAUUGUUUUUGGAAUUUGGUUUGGAAUAUUUUAUGGAAUUUUAGAAAGUAUAAUUAUUGAAAGAUUUGGAAGAUUUGAAUGGACACUUCAAUUUGAUGCUUCCUUAUUGGCAUUGACCACUCAAUUUGCAUUCUUGAGUUUAUUUUCAAUUCUUUGUUUAUUUGUUGAUGCCUUUUUCAAUUUGAAAAAGAUUAGAAAACAUGGCUUGUACUACUACUUCAUGUUUGAUGAUCCAUUCUACAUGAGAGUGGACAUUAUUUCACAGUUACUCAUUUUCUUAACUUCAAUUCUCGUCAUCUUGGACAUCUUUGUUUGGAAUACUCUCAUCAUCAACAGAAUUGGAAUUACUCUCUUCUUUUUGUUCUCUCUCAUGUUAUUUGGUGGAAAUAUAAUUUUAGUGGAAUUUUUAAUCUCUAUUAAGAAUAGAAAAGUGAAAACUUUUUGUGUGAACUCCACCAUUGACCAAUUGAGUCUUUUAGAAACUGAAUGGAUGGAAUAUAUGAAAGAUUUUAAUUUUAGAGAAUUACAAAAGAAAUAUGCAACAAAUGAAUUCUCAGUAGAAAAUUAUUUAUUAUUUGAAGACUUGGAAAAGUUGGAACGUAAACAAAGAGUCACUUUCGAUGACAUGACGUAUUUGAGCACCAAUUACUUUUCUCAUUUAGCUCCUUACUCGAUUAAUUUACCUGCAUUUUGUUACACUCAAUUCACACUUCUUCUUGGUAAUCUCACUCUAAAUCCAAAUGAAACCAUUUCCUUUAGUGAAUUAGAAGCCAUCAAAACACAAGUGAUUACCAAUAAUCUUGAUACCUAUAGUAGACUCAUUUUGACAGAUGAAUGUAAAAAGUGGAAAGAAGUUUCCAUGCUUCAACAAGAAUUGAAUAUUGUCCAUAAGAAGGUUUAA
Molecule: messenger RNA, 1659 nt
Organism: Naegleria fowleri
Lineage: Eukaryota; Heterolobosea; Eutetramitea; Acrasida; Naegleriidae
Exons: 3
Coding region: 1-1659 (552 amino acids)
Source: RefSeq, a predicted model, not a curated record